AUGGCUUUCUCCAAGCCCCUUGCCCUCCUCCUGCUGCUGGCGGUGGCAGCGACGGCGACGUGCGCCGCCGGGCAGCAGGACUGCAGCGGCCACAAGGUGACGGUGCAGAACCUGUGCGGGCACGACCUGAACCUGGGCAUCGCGCCGGUGGCCGACAGCAAGCUCCUCUUCAGCAACGGGAUGCUCCUCCCGCACGGGAACCACCAGUCGUUCGACGUGUGCGCGUGGACGGGGAGCGUGUCGGCGCAGGGCGCCGCCGUGGCCAAGUUCCACCUCGGCCACGACGGCGGCGCCUACUACGAGGUGAGCACGGACCAGGCGAGCUCCGCCAUCCACGUCUCCGUCACGCCGCACGGCAACCCGCUGCUGGGCCACUGCCCCACCGCCGGCUGCAACGAGGACAAGUGCUUCGAGCACUCCGUCCCCGGGGGCAACUGCCAUGGCGUCUCCGAGAUGAAGGUCGUCUACUACAAGAAGCACUAGGAGGUCAUCCGCUCUAUCUUUCCAGCAGCGACGACGUACGGCUGGCUGC
This is a messenger RNA of Lolium rigidum, 532 nucleotides long. RefSeq lists its product as uncharacterized. The record is from RefSeq and is a predicted model, not a curated record. The coding region runs from base 1 to 483 and encodes 160 amino acids. Lineage: Eukaryota; Viridiplantae; Streptophyta; Magnoliopsida; Poales; Poaceae. The transcript has a single exon.